Condylura cristata (star-nosed mole) is the source of this 1063-nucleotide messenger RNA. RefSeq names its product basic proline-rich protein-like. The record is from RefSeq and is a predicted model, not a curated record. The annotation marks the transcript as partial. Lineage: Eukaryota; Metazoa; Chordata; Mammalia; Eulipotyphla; Talpidae. The transcript has 3 exons.
CAGACGAAGGCGCCUGGACUUCCGUCUUCGCGGCGGUCACCCCCUCCCUGGAAGGGCGAGGUGGCCACUACCUGUACAACGAGGAAGAGACCACGUCCCUGCGGGCCACGUACGACCCGCGGCUGCAGCGGGAGCUGUGGGCCCGGAGCUGCGAGAUGACGGGAGUCCGGGACGUCACUCCGGACCUCCUGUCCGGGUAGCGGCCGAGCCGGACGUCUGCGCGCCCCCCGCGCCCCUCAAGAUGGACGGGACGGGGCCGGUCAGGCGACUCGGCGGCCGGACGGCAGCGGACACUAGCCGGCCGGGCAGCCCCGCGACGCACGGUCCUCCGAGCUCUGUCCCUGCUGGCCGAGAGCUGGGCCCGCAGCACGGGGACGUCCUGGGAGAGGAGAAGACCGGGGGCACCGGGGACAGCUGCCGAGAUGACCAGAGCCCCGGGGCGCUCGGGGGACGCAGGACCAGGGUGGACGCUGCUGCCUCCCAGCCGGACAGCGUGGACCCACAAGACCGCCCAGGGCCGCUCAGGGGUCCUCUCCCGGCGGACUCCGCGGAGCCGUGGACGCCGGGGGCUUGGCAUCCUCCUCGGGGUGAUCGAAAAGACGGCUGGUGCCCAGCCGGGCGGCCGGCGAGGGCAACGCCCGUGUCCGCGUGCCCCUCGGGCCCGGGGUCGGCCUCAGCGCCAGGGCCCCGUCCUAGGACAGCCGGCCAGUGCUGGAAGGCCCCGUGUGCGCUGCCCGAUGACCCUCGUCCCGCGCAGAGUGACCGCCACGUCCUGGACGGGCCGCGGCCAGUGCCGGACACAGGUGAGCGUGCACAGGUCGUGGACGUCCGCGAUGGACGUCUGGGGCCCCCCACGGCCGCCCUGUGCGUCCCCUGCGGCGUCCAGGGCGCAGAGAGAAUCACAGGGGUCCCCCGAGCUGCCGUCCCCGUGGGGUCCGAGGACCCGUCUCCGGAGACGCCCGGGGCCCCACGGCCACCGGCCGUCCCAUGGGUCGGACCCGGUCGGGCCGGAGCGGAGCCGUCGCAAUGCCCCGGGCGGCCCGAGAGUAGCCAGCAGGGGCGA